Malus domestica (apple) is the source of this 1512-nucleotide messenger RNA. Its product is annotated as histone-lysine N-methyltransferase ATXR4. Gene Ontology annotation, cellular component: nucleus. NCBI's taxonomy places the organism in Eukaryota, Viridiplantae, Streptophyta, Magnoliopsida, Rosales, Rosaceae. The record is from RefSeq and is a predicted model, not a curated record. Gene Ontology annotation, molecular function: protein binding.
CUACGAAUAUGCAAAUCACCGUUUAAUGUAUGCAGAAAAUCACCGUUUGAUGUAUAUGUAAUUAACUGGAAAAGCUUUUGUACGGGUAGAUAUAGCACAAGCUUUGAAAGUUUGCGAGUGAAAAAUGGGACUGGUCCGUUAUAGCCGUUGGGCUUCGCGCCUCAAAACAUUGAAUUCCCAAUACAAGCCUUUCCUCUCCGCCACCUCCUUCUUUUCCUCCGGCACCACAGCCGGGAAUGAGAACCCAGGUCGACCCGGACCGCCUCCGAUUCAAGUCGCGCUCACAGAGUCAUCCGGGCGCGGCGUCUUCGCCACCCGGAAAAUCGAGAACGGCGAGCUCAUACACACAGCCAAGCCCGUCCUGUCUCACCCUUCCCUCUCCACCGUCCACCGGGUCUGUUAUUUUUGCCUCAGAAAGCUCAGAAACACGGACACCUCCCAACCACAACGUGUUUCGUUUUGCAGCGACGAUUGCAAAAAGCAAGCUAAGGGUUUUUAUGAUGUUGAGAUGAGAGCAGAUUGGUCAGUUUAUGAUGACUAUUGCAGGUCCCAUGGUUUGAAAUACCCACUUCUUGUAAAGCGGUUGGCUUGUAUGGUCGUGUCGGGAGCUGCACCUGCCAAUCUUCUUGACAUACUCCAACCUGCUAGCUUAUUCGCAGAGAUGAUUUCAGAGAUGGAAGCGGGGUUUGGCUUGCUAAGGAGUACCUUCAGAAACUCAAAUAUCACGGAUGAACAGAUGUCAUUUUUAACUAAGCAAUGGUAUAUUGGCAUACUGGCACGCAUUCGCAUUAAUGCAUUUCGAAUUGAGUUGGUUGGGGGACUGUAUGAUGAUCUCCUGUCAUCAGCAGCAGCAUCUAUAGAUGCUGAAGCUGCUGUUGGGAAUGCUGUUUAUAUCCUUCCAUCGUUCUAUAAUCAUGAUUGUGAUCCAAAUGCCCACAUUAUAUGGAUAGAGAACACAGAUGCAAGAUUGAAGGCCCUACGCGAUGUGGACGCAGGUGAAGAGCUCCGGAUCUGCUACAUCGAUGCAAGCAUGGAUCAUGAUGCCCGGCAGAGUAUACUGUCCCAGGGGUUUGGUUUUCAGUGCAGUUGCCUUCGGUGUCUGUCCGGUGAUUAAUGGUAUUUCUUUCGUAUAAAAGCUGGGUAUCAUUUUCGUUUUUUUGGUGAAUUUAGUCAUUUUCGCCAAACGUCCAACUGAACAUUUUACAGUAUGAGUCAGCUGCAACAUGAAUUUUUGUUAAUUAAGGUAUGUCUAAAUUUUAGGUCAUUUGUUUAUGUUUGAUAAAUGAUUAUUUCCAUUAUAUACAAGCGACACGAAGGUACUAUAAUCUAGUUAUUGCUUGUAAAACUAAAAUUUCGUUGACUCGUGGAGAACCUUAAUGAUAAAUUAAAUUUUUUUGUAAAAUUCCGCUAAUAUGAACAAACGUAUGAUUAAUUCGCUUCAAGAUGGUUUGUUGAUUGGGUUCAUAUUUUGUUUUUGGUUUCAAAGCCAUAUUUUUGGGCCAACCUUUUUAU